AUGGAACAUUUAGUCCUCAGAAUAACGUGCGUCCUGGUGGUUAUCUGUCUCUUGGAUAAAAGGGUAGACUCCAAUGAGAUCUUGGGCUUGAAGCUUCCCAACAUCGACCCCAUCCUGAACGCCAACACAGUGUGUCUCACUCUGCCCGGGUUGACGCGGCGCCAGCUGGAGGUGUGCAUGCGUAACCCGGACGUGACGGCGUCAGCAAUCCAGGGAAUCCAGAUCGCCAUCCACGAGUGCCAGCAUCAGUUCAGAGGGCAUCGCUGGAACUGCUCCAGCCUGGAGACCAGGAACAAAAUACCCUACGACAGCAUAGUCUUCAAAAGAGGUUUCAGAGAAAGCGCCUUCGCUUAUGCCAUCGCAGCAGCUGGCGUGGUGCAUGCAGUCGCCAACGCCUGCUCCAUGGGCAAACUCAAAGCGUGCAGCUGUGAUGAGAAGCGGCGCGGGGACGAGGAGGCCUUUCGUAUCAAACUUCACCGUUUGCAACUAGAGGCCAUCCACAGGGGGAAGGGGAUGGUACACGGUGUCAUGGAGCACUUCCCCGCUGACCUGCCAGGACCCCAGGACUCCUGGGAGUGGGGUGGCUGCAGCCCUGAUGUGGAAUUCGGUGAGAAGUUCUCCAGGGACUUCUUGGAUGCCCGUGAAACCUACAAGGAUAUCCACGCUCGUAUGAGGCUGCAUAAUAACAGAGUUGGGAGACAGGUGGUACUCGACCACAUGAGAAGGAAAUGCAAGUGCCACGGGACGUCCGGGAGCUGCCAGCUGAAGACCUGCUGGCAGGUCACCCCAGAGUUCCGGGUGGUGGGCUCAAUCCUCAAAGAGCGCUUCCAAAUCGCCACGCUUAUCAAGGCUCACAACCGAAACACCGGACAGCUUGACCACUCCCACCACAACAACAAUCACCACAACCAUCACAACCACCACAACCACCAUCACCACCAUCACCAUCAUCAAAACAACCACCACAGUCAUCAUCAUCAUCCACACCGGCGGCGGCCAGGCAUCAAUGAAUUGGUCUAUUUCGAAAAGUCCCCGGAUUUCUGCGAGAGGGACCCUGGGUCGGACUCAGCGGGCACGCAGGGCCGGAUCUGCAACAAGACCAGCCCUGGCAUGGACAACUGUGAGAGCCUGUGCUGCGGGAGAGGCCACAAUAUCCUCCAGCAGACAAGGAGUGAACGCUGCAACUGCAAGUUUCACUGGUGCUGCUACGUGGUGUGCGAAGAGUGCAGGAUAACAGAGUGGGUCAGUGUCUGUAAAUGA
Messenger RNA from Cheilinus undulatus (humphead wrasse), 1260 nucleotides. It is a transcript of the gene wnt10a, whose product is annotated as wingless-type MMTV integration site family, member 10a. Gene Ontology annotation, biological process: canonical Wnt signaling pathway; cell fate commitment; neuron differentiation. Bases 1 to 1260 code for a protein of 419 amino acids. Gene Ontology annotation, molecular function: frizzled binding; cytokine activity. The transcript is spliced from 4 exons. Lineage: Eukaryota; Metazoa; Chordata; Actinopteri; Labriformes; Labridae. Gene Ontology annotation, cellular component: extracellular region. The record is from RefSeq and is a predicted model, not a curated record.